AUGUGUCUGCAGAACAACAGGAAUGUCGAGGCUGCGUGGACUGAGGAUCACGCUCUGGCCUGGCAUCUGGAGCAAGAGUUCAGGCAGAACUCCACAGCUUGGGCUCUGGAGAAAUGUUUAGCCUGGGACCAGCUUGAAAACCAGUUGCCCGACUUCCUGGGCGAGAUCAUCGACUGCCCCUGCACUCUGGCUCAAGCAAGAGCCGACACUGGAAGGUUUCAUACGGAUUAUGGCUGCGAUAUUGAGAAAGGGAGCGUGUGCACCUACCACCCUGGGUGUGUUCACUGUGUGAGGGCCAUACAGGCCAGUCCUAAAUACGCAGCAGGACAACAGUGUUGUUAUGACAGCACCGGUGCUCAGGUCCUGACUGCAGACUCGAUUGGGGGAAGCACUCCAGACCGAGCUCAUGACUGGGGGUCGCCUCCCUACAAGAAACCCCCUCGAAUCCCCGGACAAUCGCACUGGGUUUAUGACGUCCUCAGUUUUUAUUACUGCUGCCUCUGGUCUGAUAAUUGUCACUACUACUUUAAACACCGGCCCUCCAGUGACUGCAGGCAGUACCAGUCACCCAGCUCAGCCGUGGUGUUCGGUGAUCCACACUUCGUAACGUUUGAUGGAGUCAGCUACUCGUUCAACGGAAAAGGGGAAUACACUUUGGUCGUGUCAGAGCAGAAACAACUGGUGAUCCAAGGCAGAACAGAGCCUGUGAACGGUGACAGAAAAACGAUAAACGCUACAAAGUUGACAUCCGUAGCCAUGAGAGAAGCCUCUUCUGACAUUGUAGAGGUGCGUUUGAGUCAUGCAAACAAUGGACUGGAAGUGCUGCAAAACCAGCAAACCCUCUCCUUUGCUGAGCAGAGCUGGAUGGACCUACACGGUGUGUUUGUGUUCUCUCCGACUUCCACCAACGUGACCGUGAUGUUCCCAUCAGGAGCCGGGGUGGAAGUGCGGCUGAGAGGCGUAACCGUGACGACCACCGUCCUCCUGCCAGAGGAGUUUAAAGGCUCCACUCUUGGACUGCUGGGAAAGAUGAACAGCGACGCCACAGAUGACCUGGUCUUCAGCACCGGCCAGUCUGUGCAGAACCACACCGACCCAGUGGAGCUGUUUAACUUCGGGGCGAGCUGGGCUGUGUUGAACACGUCUGCCUUGUUCACUUAUGAUUCAGAAUAUCUUCUAAACACAUUUUACUAUGAACUCAGACACGACGACAGUUUUGUUCCGGUGUUUUCUGUCCCUGAGGAUCCAGAUGAUCCGCUGACUGAUCAAGCAGCAGAGAUAUGCUCUGGAGAGGGCUCUCAGUUCUGUAGGUAUGAUGUCCUGGUUGGCAGAAGUCCAGCGAUGGGAAAUGCAACUAGAGUUUCAUUUCAGAGCCACGUUUCUCUGGUGAACGAUCUGAAAACAGUUUUAUCUUGUGGAUGGAUUCCACCACCAAGUAAUGGGAAAAAGCAUGGGACCACCUACCUGCAAGGAGCUAAGGUGCAGUUUUCCUGCGACGAGGGCUACACGCUCAGAGGAUCAGCAGAGCGUUUCUGUCAGAAGAACGGCCGGUGGUCUGGAGAAGAUACAAGCUGCGUGGUUUCCAGUAACAUCACAGGAAUCGUGGCUGGUUCAGUCAUUGGAGCCGUGGCACUGAUUGUAAUUAUAACAACAACAGUCCUGCACUACAGAAAACAGAAAAGGAAAACUGCAGAUUCAGAAGAAGAGGGGAGGAUGUGA
Messenger RNA from Nematolebias whitei (Rio pearlfish), 1719 nucleotides. RefSeq names its product sushi domain-containing protein 2-like. The coding region runs from base 1 to 1719 and encodes 572 amino acids. NCBI's taxonomy places the organism in Eukaryota, Metazoa, Chordata, Actinopteri, Cyprinodontiformes, Rivulidae. The record is from RefSeq and is a predicted model, not a curated record. The transcript is spliced from 12 exons.